Messenger RNA from Candidozyma haemuli, 1404 nucleotides. Its product is annotated as ubiquitin-protein ligase. Bases 1 to 1404 code for a protein of 467 amino acids. The transcript has a single exon. The record is from RefSeq and is a predicted model, not a curated record. NCBI's taxonomy places the organism in Eukaryota, Fungi, Ascomycota, Pichiomycetes, Serinales, Metschnikowiaceae.
AUGGCUCCCGAUGUCGAAUGCCCCAUUUGUCUUGAGGGGAUCAAAUCUUCAGACAUCAUAGGCAUCGUUUACCCUUGCUCCCAUCACUACCAUGAACAGUGUCUCCUACAAUGGAGCACCCAGUCCAACUCGUGUCCUACGUGUCGAAAACCGUUCCACAAGGUGAACAUAGCAGUGAAAAGUAACCCACAGGUGGUAUUGCGGUCCUAUAAUGUUCAAGAUAAGCUUAUGCCCAAUGAAGCUAUUAACAAUAUCCCUCCUGAGUUUGUGAUUCCACCUAGUGUGGUGCCCCAGCGAGAGAGGGUCGAGCAAGAGAGAGAUAUUCAGCCUGGUGGAGUUUGCCAGGUAUGCUCUAGCGCUAGCUAUGCGCUUCGACAGCGUGCUAUGGUGAGCUGUGUGGCGUGUAAUGCUUCAUUCCACGUAUCGUGUCUCGGUGCUGCUUCCCAUGAACCUGGAUCUUCUGAGUGGUUUUGCCCCGUAUGUGAUUGCUUCCAGGAGUUAUAUACUUCUGGUCUGAGCCGAUCUAGAACCAGACGGCCAGCUCGUGCGGUAGUGGGUUCGAGAAACAGUUCGCUUAUCACGACAGAUAGUGAUUUAGCUGAAGCUGUCUUUGAAGAUAGCCUUGAUUCACUAGAAGCAGUAGCCCCUCCUUUGGAGCGCCGUUCCAGGUCCAAUGUACUUAAUGGGGGCGUUCUACUACGGAGAGAAGAAAGAGCUUUACGAAACCUUACACCUGAAGAAGCUCAUCUGUGGGAUAUGUUCGAGCAGGCUCGUACUGGCAAUCUGGAUCUUGCACCUACCACUACUGUUGAAGAGAAACCCAGAAGAAAAAGAAGAAGGCGAACCACCGAGGCUGUUCCUCUAGAGUCUCUGUCGUCACAGGCUGCAAGCGGUCAAGGGACCUCAGAGAGUGGUUCGUCUCGCAUUGGCUCACUAAUGAAUCAAAUCAAACUGAGACCACAGAGGGGUGGAACCGUACCAGAGGAACGCUCUUCAACUUCUUUACCCUUACCACUGGUGGCGCCGCCGAUUACUCGUUUAUCUCCUAUGAUCAGCCCAGUGACGAGCGACAGUGAAUCCGAAUCUCGAAGACCACUCUUCGAUCGUACUGGAAGAGAAUUGACUCUAGAACAAAAACGAAUGGUCCAAAAGUAUGUGCGUGAUAAUCUUCGACCAUUGUAUACCCCGAACGAGACCUCUAGAAGAGGUACAAUUACCACAGAGGAAGAAUACAUCCGCAUAAACAAGAGCAUAUCUCGCAAGAUCUACUCGGCCAUUUUAUCACUGGAAGAAGAGGAAGGUCCCCUGAUCUAUGAAGACUACUUUGGUAGCCAUAGCUCGAAACUUAGAGACCUCGUUGAUUGUUGCGUGCAACGUGAAUUAGCAGGAGUAAGAUAUGGAUGA